CCGGUGGAAAAGAGAAAAAAUGGCUUCGAGGAGCUAACACGGGAAGUUACCAGGAUAAACUCCGCUCAGUGACCCUGCAUCGGGCAACAGGAAGACAAAGCCAUGGGGAAUACGAGCAGUGAGAGGGCUGCGCUGGGCCAGGGGGAGAAGGCUCAGCGGAGGGACAGCAGAGGUGCCAAGGAGGGCGACAGGCCCAAAAUCCUGAUGGACAGCCCUGAAGAUGCAGAUAUUUUCCAUGCUGAAGAUAUGAAAGCUCCGUUACAGAAAGAGGAGUUUCUCGCUUGGCAGCAAGAUUUAGAAGCUGAAGACAAAGGGCCAACUUUAGACAGACCAACAGUCUUUCGCUGGACUGGAGAUGGCAAAGAGGUCUACCUCUCUGGCUCCUUUAACAACUGGGUCAACAAGAUACCACUUAUUAGAAGUCAAAACACCUUUGUGGCCAUUGUCGAUCUGCCUGAGGGGGAGCAUCAGUACAAGUUUUAUGUAGACGGUCAGUGGACCCACGACCCAACUGAGCCGGUUGUAACCAGCCAGCUCGGCACAGUCAACAACAUCAUCCAGGUGAAGAAGACCGACUUUGAGGUGUUUGACGCGCUGAUGGUGGACUCGCAGAAAUGUUCUGACAUGUCAGACCUCUCCAGCUCUCCUCCCGGACCAUAUCAUCAGGACGCCUAUAUUCCCAAACAGGAAGAGAAGAUUAAGUCUCCGCCCAUUCUGCCUCCACACUUACUCCAGGUCAUCCUCAACAAAGACACUGGGAUUUCUUGUGACCCUGCUUUACUCCCAGAACCCAACCAUGUCAUGCUCAACCACCUCUAUGCACUGUCCAUUAAGGAUGGGGUGAUGGUGCUCAGUGGGACGCAUCGCUACAAGAAGAAGUACGUCACCACCUUACUCUACAAGCCUAUCUGAGUGGAGAUGUUUUUACUUCUAUCCCAGUGGGUCAACUGUACACUGAGUGUACAAAAUAUAAGCUCCACCUGCCUUUUCCUAUGAAACAGAGAGAACGAGUGAAUCCAGGCCCUUAUCAGGCCUGAGUUUCACCUGAUAGGUCUUCAUUCUGUAAAGAGUUACAGCUUCAUUUUAAAAUCAAAGUUUUAUUUGCAGUAAAGUCAGGAUAGUUUUUUUUUUACAUGCCCUGAAUACAAUGAAUUAACAAAAACGAGAUUAAAUAACACGGUAGACAAACGACAUAUCAACAGAUUAAUGCACAGAGCGUUAAGUUAAAUGAUGACGAUACUUUAUCCUUGAAUCUUUAACAUGGCUCGGAGAUUAUAUAUUGUACACUCACUGUAAACCCAGCUGUUGUACACAUCUGUCCAGGAUGACCAAUGUCAGUCAGUUACUCCAAUCCUCCAUAAUCUGCCUUUACUUGUUCACUGACUGCCCUCUGUAGUAACUGUGCUUUGUAGACCUAGAGAGGCAUUAACAAUGAGGUAGGACCCGGAGAACAUGUCUAUGUUUGAAUUAGACAUGAAUACACUGAGGAGAAUGGGUUACGCGAUGGAAAUCCCUCGGCUUCACGAGGCUGCCGCCGUCUUUCCUCUAUAAUGGUGGAACAAUCAAGAAUGUGAAUGUUAUAACGUUAAAAGAUGCACUGCAGUAGUUCUCCACUGUUUCCUUUAUGCCUGUUUAUCUUGAAAUAGUUUUAUUUGGUAUGAUCACAGAGCACACAGUAGAUAUUUUUGUAUUAUUUGUGAAGUAUUCAGUUGUAUAUAUUAUUUUUUACCUUGGUUGAUGGUGUCAUCUUAAUAUAGUUGCAGUGUUGUGGUCCGUUGCCAUUUCAGUCAAGUGUCCGAGCACAUUGCUAGUUUGGACCAAGACGACGUAGUUGAGACCAAAACCAGAGCAAAUUAUUAUGUUGUCAUGAAUUAACUUGAUCUAAACUCUAAAUUAACUGCACUACGAUAGUAAACAUUUAUUUUUGUGUAGAAUGUACACACAGUGUAUGUAUCCUGAUCAGGUACAACGUUCACACUUACGACACGACAAUGUAUCAGAAGAAUAAUACAUACAUUAGUAUAAUGUAUAAUACUUAUGUGUACACAUACAUUUUGAUCAUCUCUGCAGUUUUGAUGCACUGAUAUACUCCUUAAUUUACACAGUGUAAAUACAGUGCGCUACUUCAGAGUCAAACGCAAUGACUGUUUAUAAAAAUGUAUGACAAGUCUCCACUUCUGUUUUGCAGAAAAACACUUGAACAUACAUUUUGUUAAAUAAUUGAAGCCAUCUUUAAGAAAAACAUAUUGAGCAUGCACAUUGACUUUUAUGUCUAGGUGCAGUUUAUGACCUAUACUGCAUCCAGCCACCAGGGGGAAACCAAGACAGUUUGGUACCACUUAGGGAAAGGUGUCAUGUCGGCCAUCUUUAUUUACAGUCUAUGGUCACACCAUACAGUUUGUCCCUGGCCUCAGUUAAUAUGGCAUCAAUUUGAUUUUGACACUAUUUAGUUGCAAUACCAGUUUCUAUAAAGUGAGAGUUGAUAGAAGAGUUAUGGUGAAUGGAAAAGAUGACAUAAAUGGAAACACAUUGUGACCAAGUGACGCACAUUGGCUUGAAGAACCACAAAACUGAUAAAGGGAACGGCUCAGGAUUGUGUAACUAAAAUGCGAUUUGAUCACUGCUGUUAAAUUAAUUGAGCUUAUCUCGACACGCAGCUCAAACACAGUGACACAACAAAACCACAACGCAGUUUGGCAACGCACUCGCCACAGUCCAAGCGAUUAGGAAACAUUUUGGUUAAAGCCUUGUAUGUGUGCGAGCUGCGUUACUGAAGAGUUGCUGUCAACAUGUUUGUAUUGUUAUUGAUCUUAAGGACUGAAAUUCUGACUUAAACCAUCAAUAUGUAUUUGUCACAUG
Messenger RNA from Limanda limanda (common dab), 2859 nucleotides. It is a transcript of the gene prkab1a, whose product is annotated as protein kinase, AMP-activated, beta 1 non-catalytic subunit, a. Gene Ontology annotation, molecular function: protein kinase binding. The coding region runs from base 103 to 912 and encodes 269 amino acids. The transcript is spliced from 8 exons. The record is from RefSeq and is a predicted model, not a curated record. Gene Ontology annotation, biological process: signal transduction. Gene Ontology annotation, cellular component: cytoplasm; nucleus; nucleotide-activated protein kinase complex. NCBI's taxonomy places the organism in Eukaryota, Metazoa, Chordata, Actinopteri, Pleuronectiformes, Pleuronectidae.